Molecule: messenger RNA, 1109 nt
Organism: Monopterus albus (swamp eel)
Lineage: Eukaryota; Metazoa; Chordata; Actinopteri; Synbranchiformes; Synbranchidae
Product: UDP-N-acetylglucosamine/UDP-glucose/GDP-mannose transporter-like
Exons: 12
Coding region: 48-1064 (338 amino acids)
Source: RefSeq, a predicted model, not a curated record
GGUUAGGUUGUUGUACGCAUGCGCAGCAGAACGUUCGGCUCAAGUGAAUGAUGGCAGAGCUGCACCAACGCCGACGGCUCGGCGACAGACACUUCGUGCCUGAAGGAGCAUCCUCCAAAAUACACAGAGACACGCCUGGCGACAGCACCGCGGUGUCUCUGAAACUGUUGGCUGCGGGAUUUUACGGAGUCAGUUCAUUUCUCAUCGUUGUUGUCAACAAAAGCGUCCUCACUAGCUACAGAUUUCCAUCGUCAACAUGUGUUGGAAUCGGACAGAUGCUGGCUACAGUUGUAGUUCUGAGGACUGGGAAGAUGUUAGGUGUCAUAUCAUUUCCAGAUGUGGAUCUGAGUAUCCCACGCAAGAUGUUCCCGCUGCCUCUGCUAUAUGUUGGAAAUCAAAUAUCAGGACUGUUUGGGACACAACGGCUCAAUUUACCCAUGUUUACAGUUUUGAGGAGGUUCGGUAUUCUUCUGACCAUGGUGUUUGAGGGACUCUUGCUGAAAAAUACCUUCUCCUUGUCAGUUAAAAUGACAGUGUUUACCAUGAUCUUUGGUGCUUUUAUUGCUGCCAGCACCGAUUUAGCCUUUGACCUUGAAGGAUACAUAUUCAUAAUGCUGAACAAUGUCCUGACAGCGGCCAGUGGGGCGUAUGUGAAGCAGAAACUGGACUCGAAGGACCUGGGCAAAUAUGGGCUUCUCUACUACAACGCUCUCAUCAUGCUUUUCCCUACUGUGAUGUACGCUUACUACUCAGGGGACUUGAACAGGGGGCUGGAGUAUAAGGGCUGGUCGGAUCAGCUGUUCGUUGUGCAGUUUGUGCUCUCCUGUGUGAUGGGAUUCAUUCUAAUGUACUCCAUCAUGCUGAGCACUCAGUACAACUCCGCACUCACCACCUCCAUUGUGGGCUGCAUUAAGAAUAUCGUCGUGACCUACAUCGGAAUGGUGUUUGGUGGAGACUACAUAUUCACCUGGACUAACUUUCUAGGUCUAAACAUCAGCAUUGCUGGGAGUCUGGUGUACUCCUAUAUCACCUUCACACAGGAGCAAACAAGUAAAAACAGAUAAAAUCUUGGGAAUUGUAAAGGUUCCAUCAGGUUUUGCCUCCAGGGU